AUGUCUGCCAAUUUGGGACGCCGGCUGUAUGCCCAUAUAUGGGAUACAGCAAAUCCAUUCUUUGCUCGCAUUCGAAUAAAUCGCAUAUCGGUUCCGGAAGUCUCUAGCUCGAGAUCCAUACUCGAUUCAUUUAGUGUCAAUCACUCACGACGUAUUUCGACGAUUUCUAAGAAACCUGCCCACCUCACUAAAAGAUUUGCUUCUGGCGGCUUCUUCGUUAUCAGCGCUUCACACACCUCCACUACCGCGGAACCUACAGCCUGCAUCAUCCCCCCUCGACAGAUUGCCGCUCAAGUAUGGAAGCGAGCUCUACAUACUCGAAAUGAUGACCGACGUGGGGAGGGGACUCCGGGAGAUGCUGAGAAGCACGACGAGAAUGACCACUCCCCGAAAUUCGGCCAAUCUGGGAAGGAUACAUCCACCACGAACUCAUCACAGCCCAAGCCGCCCAAAGAUCCUGGACCGGCGGCAGCACACAAUCGCCACUUGAUGGACCGCUUACCACAUAUGCCUCAUCUACAUCGGCCAUCCAAAGAAGAGCUUCUUGCUGCAGCAACUGGGUUCUGGUCUCGCUUGAAAGUACGAUUCAAAUGGUUUUCCAUAAGAAGUGUUCGUCCUUUCAAUUUGGAUGAGAUAACUGCUCUAUUUUCAUGGGUUUUGCUGGGUCACAUCGUCUGGGUCGUUGUAGGAACUACAACUUUCUUCUCACUCCUGAUCCUUGCGAUCAACACCGUUUUCGCUCAAGAAACCCUGGCAGGAUGGGUGGGCAACUACCUCACCAAGUCAUCUGGGGUUAAAGUUGUCUUUGAGUCUGCAAUUGUGCCUAAGUGGAGAAAUGGCGUGAUCACCUUCAAGAAUGUCUUCGUUUCUAAACGCCCCGGGCAAGGCACAGGUCAUGUCAGCAAAGGCUCAUCGAAGUCUGCAGCAGCCGCGGCCGCAGCUCGAGGUAAAACUGGAUCGGAGGAUGCGCUGGCAGUAUCUGAUGAAGAAGAAGAUACUAACUAUACACAAUUCGACUUGUCGAUCGAGACAGUCAACGUCACGCUAUCAUUCACCAAGUGGCUCAACGGCAAGGGCCCGCUUCAUGAUGUUGAGGUGAAAGGCAUUCGGGGUGUUGUCGACCGUCGCCAUGUUUAUUGGCCCGAAGAGGAUCUGGAUCCCAAAUCCUACCGACAUGAACAUCACCCCGGAGACUUUGAAAUCGACUCUUUCAAAAUGCACGACCUGCUCGUCACUGUUUACCAACCGGACAACUUCCGACCCUUCUCCGUCAGCAUCUUCUCUUGUGACCUCCCUCAGUUGCGGAAACAGUGGCUCUUCUAUGAUUUCCUCUCCGCCAACAUGAUGUCCGGAUCAUAUGAUAACUCUUUGUUUACGAUUCAUGCUCGUCAAACCCAUGGAUUUACGGGUAUACGGCAGGAUACUGAAGCAGAAGACGAAGGCAAGCACAGCCCGUGGAAGAAGCACAACAGAAUUCGGGUCGACGGGCUUAAUGUCGAUCAUCUCAACCGCGGUGUGCAAGGCCCAUUCUCGUGGAUUCACGAGGGGACCGUGGAUAUCGUCGCCGAUAUCAUGUUCCCCGCAGAAAACGAUGAAAGCUUGGCUAAGGUGAUGGCCGAUUUCUAUGAUCGGCUAGAAGCUACCGUUACCUCGAAUCGUUAUCCAGAGCCUAUGUCUUCGGACCCUAAUGGAGAAUCAGAGACUGAAGAUCGGCGAUUUAUUGCCAUGGAUUUGCGCGUGCAUCUUAACAACGUUCGGGCUGUCGUGCCUAUCUUUACUCGGGACCUCUCUUACAUCAACAACGCUCUGAUCCGUCCUAUCGUGGCCUACAUCAACUCCAAGCGCACUUUUAUUCCUAUCAAUUGCCGCUUGGUCAAGCGUGUUGGAGACUUCGACGGAAGUUGGACCAUCUUCGACAGUAGUCUGAUGGAUGACCUGUCAGCCGCCACCUAUGACGCGUUCGCCCGAGAUGUUGUGGACGAUCAAGCCCGCAAGCGUCGGUUCAAGAAGGUUGGAUUUUGGUCCCUUCAGCUGGCCGCGCAGGCUAUUUUCAUGGGCAUGGCUGGCAAUAUCGCCUAA
Molecule: messenger RNA, 2079 nt
Organism: Penicillium bovifimosum
Lineage: Eukaryota; Fungi; Ascomycota; Eurotiomycetes; Eurotiales; Aspergillaceae
Product: mitochondrial distribution and morphology protein
Exons: 3
Coding region: 1-2079 (692 amino acids)
Biological process (GO): mitochondrion inheritance
Cellular component (GO): mitochondrial inner membrane
Source: RefSeq, a predicted model, not a curated record